Condylostylus longicornis is the source of this 642-nucleotide messenger RNA. RefSeq lists its product as uncharacterized. The record is from RefSeq and is a predicted model, not a curated record. Lineage: Eukaryota; Metazoa; Arthropoda; Insecta; Diptera; Dolichopodidae. The coding region runs from base 1 to 642 and encodes 213 amino acids. Gene Ontology annotation, molecular function: RNA binding. The transcript has 3 exons.
AUGUCCGAUGGUCGGGCGCGACCUAGGAGGGUGUUGAGACGAUCUGACGAGUCUUUCGGCGAGCGACAUGACAGACCAGCAGCUGCAGCAGAGCCUUCAUCAGAAGAUUCCAGAUGGUCCCACGACUUGUACGAAGGCAGUUCUUCGUCUGACCCAGGCUCAGUUGCCUUCGUUCGGAAUUUGCCGUCGUCGAUAACCACUCAGCAGCUCCAUUCGUUGUUUGUUCAAGCCGGAGAGAUUGCGUAUGUCAAGAUCGAUGCCGGCGCAUUAACAACAGCUCGGAUCGGAUUUGUGAGAAAAACGUCUUCCGUCGAGGCUGUGAAGCGCUUCCACGGAAUGCAGAUUCGCGGCCGAGCCAUAAAAGUCUCAGAGUUUACUUCUCUCGAUGCUCAAGAUGCUGAACGUCGAAACGCAAAAACUUCUCAAAAUGAUUACUUAGAUGGUGACAUUGACAUGAAAAGUUCCAUAACAACCAGGCGGAUCACAAAUUCAAGACAAUCCGCUUUAGUGAGCGAUGCGCCACGGAAGUCGAUCAUCACGAUGCGGCGUCAAUCGGCCACACUUGCACUGUCGAAUUUACGAGCCUCGGAAGGUGCAGGAGUCAUUCACAUCGGAGUUCAAAUGUGUUGUCAAGAUCCAUGA